Messenger RNA from Sardina pilchardus (European sardine), 1931 nucleotides. RefSeq lists its product as uncharacterized. The transcript has 6 exons. NCBI's taxonomy places the organism in Eukaryota, Metazoa, Chordata, Actinopteri, Clupeiformes, Clupeidae. The record is from RefSeq and is a predicted model, not a curated record. The coding region runs from base 528 to 1370 and encodes 280 amino acids.
UCAAAACUCCCACAAUUAACAGUGCAAAUACAACAGAAGGAAAAACAAUUGUGACAUGGCUAACCCACUAUAAGUCUGAUUUGGCAAGUGGAGAUUUGAAGACUGAACUUCAACUUAAACGAGGGAAAGCUGUCAAUUGGGAAUACAGUGUUAUUGAAAAGGGCAUUCGUAAAACACAGUAUGAGUUUUAUGAUUUAGUGCCAAACAUAGAGUAUGUGGUCAGGGCCCGAGUAUUCAUCGAAGAUCACCACAGUGAGUGGAGUAAAGGCAAAAGAUUUUUCAGUGCAUCAUUGAUUGACAGUGAUGUGAUAAAGAAGAUAGUGGUUCCGGUGUUAUGUCUGAUCCUGGUCCUCACUGUGUGUACAUUAGCCUGCUGCUGUGUCAAAAUCAAGAAGAACGGGCAGAGUAAAAAUUCAUUUUUUCCAAAGAUUGAAUUUAUUGAUAAUCCUGUCCGGAGAGAAGACAGGAUACUCUGCCCAGAAAAGACUCCCACAUCCAAGAUAGAGGUGUUCAUUCCUAAACAGUACAUGGCUGACGAGAAGAAAAGCAUUACCACCCCCUCAGUCAGCGACAGCAACAGUGGAAACAGCAGCCUUGCUGUGAGCACAGAAUCCAACUCAACCUCAGCUGACUUAGGGCACGCCUGCCACGUCAGGAAAUCUCAGAAUCAGUCACUGGAGCGCUUACUGUCGGCGGUCCAGCAAGACAUGGUGCGGGGGUGCCGGAUCCUGGCAGCUCCAGGAACGAAGCUCUUGGAUAUGCCAGUCGACUCUGACUAUGAAAGCGUCAGCAUGCAAGAGUCACAGAAAGCCUGUGCCCCCAUCUCUGCCUCACACAGUGACUCCGGUUGCAUCUCGGGCUCAUCCGGAUGCGCCUCAGAGUUGUAUUUCGACAACCUGUGCUACUCAGCCCAGUCCGGCUCCUUGCCUAGCGAGCCCUGUGGUUUUGUGCCAUCAUUAUUCUGUGACCUUGACCUUGCAUGUCAGUCAAACAAGGGUUUUGGCCAGCUGGUGUUGAAGGAGACGGAUGAACGCAAUGUUGUUUUGCCCCCACUCAUCCAAACAGAACUUGUCUACCGACCUUCUGCUGACUUGAUCAGUGAGGCAGAAUGCCGUCACCAGGCCCUGGGUGUAAACGAGCCCUGCGGUGCCAGUGAGGACGCUAACAGGAGCUUGGUGAAACUCAUGGGACAGGGAGUAAGCAUUUACCUGAAUAGGACUGGGCAGGGCAUUGAGGAGGAGAAGGAUGUUGCAUGGCGGUGGGUUUGUAGCAAGAGCCUGCUUCAUCCCUGUCCUUUUACUCUUGAGGAGUGUAGCCUGUUACAAAGCGAUGAUGAAUAUCGCUCUGUGCAAAGCUUGAUUUCAAGCUAAAGGGACGAGUAUGAAGAUAAAUGUAUACAACAUGACUCUGAGCUGAACUGAGUUGGCAGUGUCCUGCUGGAAGGAUUUGCCACAUGGAUGGACAACAUAAUUUGUGGCCUUCAUUAAUGUGGCACCGAAAUGGCUAGUUGAAAAUGUUGGCAGGAGUGACCACAAGUUGGAUGCCAUUUUUUAAGGUACCAGCAGCCAACUGAAUGUAUUUUUGGCUGAAUUUGCAUCAGCCAUCAGCCCUCUCUAUGUAAUAUUGUCAUGAUGGUACAUUGCUCAUGUUCUGCAUGUGUGCCAAUAGCAAAUAAUGAUGGCCAUUUCAGGAUUGAAGUGGGACCUUACAGUCUGAAAUAUUAAUCUGUGACAUGAUUUAUGUGCCUUUGCAGUUGAAGAAACCCUUUUGGGCUGUAAAGUGCUGUUCUAGCAUCUGUUUUUUUUCCCAGCCCAAGCCAUAUCUGAUGUUUAUUAAUGUCUGAUAUUACAUUGACCCAUUUUGUAGAACUGAGUGUAAAUGUGAGUCUGUGUAUGUUUUGACCUUUUUAAAUAUAAAGUAUGCAAUCAGCA